AGAGCUGCAGGCAGCAGUGUGAGGUGGAGGGAGGGGGAUGGAGCUUCUGCUUGCAGCACCGAGUCUGACUGACGUCUCUCUGCUCUCUGAGGACACGAGUGUGUGUUUUUGCAACGCGCUCCUGCUUUGCAUCUACAUCAGUUUUUCCGAAUGACUCCUGCUCAUCGAUUGGAAAACUGAAAGUGGCUCCCGUGGUUUGAAGGUAAAAUACAGCUGCGUCUGAUCGUGACAGCUGAGAUUUCCGCAGGUUUGCAGAGCUCGUUAGUGAUCGAUUCUUCCUGUAUCUCGUGAUCGAUUAUUGCGAACGGGAUCAUGUCAGAAGUGCUGCCUUACGACGAGAGCAUCUCUCAUUAUGGUGAUGAUGGAGAUGAAGAGCAGCUGUCCCUCACCUGUCGCCUGCAGAACAACAGCAGUAACUUCUUCAGUACUGCGCAGAACAAACGAGCUCCGAAACUCGGACAGAUCGGACGCAGUAAGAGAGUUGUCAUAGAAGACGACAGAAUUGAUGAAGUCCUGAACAACACGGCAGAGAAGUCAUCGGCGGGAGUGUAGCGCACAGGGACAUCGUUAAAGCGGAAGGAAUUCGUGGGUUAUGUGCAUUCUGCGUCGAAAGCACCUUGCAGUCCCUCUUAGUAUGGGUUGAAUUACACGGUGAGGCAGCAGGCGAGGAGAACGUCCUGCUGCGGGCAUCCAAACGGAGGAAGCGGCUUUCUCUCUUUAAGGGCAUGUUUCAUAUCCCUUCUUAUAAAGUGACAUCCUACACUGGACAAACAAGUCCUAUGUUGUUUAAUACAUGUGGAGUUGGUCUGUUGUGGUCCAGAUUCAGUUUAUAUUGUGAGAGGAAUGCAUUGAUAUCACAAGCACAAAUCUGACAACUUUCAUUCUUUAUUUGUCUGAGACUAAGCACUUGGUUUCUCCAUAUCUUUUUUGUGCACAAUGAAAGUGUUUUUCACUUUAAAUAUCCUAAUUAUUAUCUCUUGGAUACA
Molecule: messenger RNA, 986 nt
Organism: Carassius auratus (goldfish)
Lineage: Eukaryota; Metazoa; Chordata; Actinopteri; Cypriniformes; Cyprinidae
Product: calcium/calmodulin-dependent protein kinase II inhibitor 2-like
Exons: 2
Coding region: 313-552 (79 amino acids)
Biological process (GO): negative regulation of protein kinase activity
Molecular function (GO): protein kinase binding; calcium-dependent protein kinase inhibitor activity
Source: RefSeq, a predicted model, not a curated record